AUGACUGAAACUGAAUUACAUCUCCUAGAGACUUGGGGGAAAGGCAAGGGGCAAGUCAAGGCGAAAAGUGCCGAGGUUGUGGAGAGCAACGAGGGCAGGGAGGCGCCAGUGACAAAGGAAAAGGGGAAAGCCAUUGCAUGGGUGGAGAUUGAUGAGGAGGUGCCUGCGGUGAAGAAGAAAAAGGAGGCAAAGAGGGCGCAAGUCGAAGAGGAUGAUGAUGAAUACAACGAUGAAGAGGAUGCGCCCAAAGGCAAAAAGAAGGCGCCUGAACUCUACAACCUCAUCCUGGCAAAAGAAGGCCAGCUGAAGAAGAACUUGGUGCUCCGUUUCCCCACAGAUCCCACAGAUCCCAUCUUUGAGCCACCAAAAACAACCGAUCGCUAUGUGAAAGAAGCUCGCCGGUUGGAGAGGGAUGAGAAGGAGGCUGGGGCAUCCCGAAAGAAAGGAGGGAAAGGUGGAAAAUGGGGGCCGUUUUAUUGGGGCCCACAUGACCAACUCGAUUUCGAAGGGCCAGUUUCGUUCAAGUACACCUAUGACCCAGAGAGGAAUCCGAUCAAUGAGAAUGGCAUCAGGAGGUACCUCAUUGCAGAUGUGUUCGCUAUGCCAUGCACCAAGUGCACCACUAUGAAAAAGCCUUACUUUUUUGCUGGUGGGGAGCCGACGCCUUUGGGAAGGCAGCGGACCAUCAUCGACCAUCUGUUUUACAAGGAUGGUCUGCUCUACAAAAAGUCUACACCCAAACCCGCUGUGCCCAAGGCCACAGUGCCCAAAAAUGCCACACCCAAACUUGUGGCGCCCAAAACCGUGGCGCCUACACCAGCACCCAAACAAGCAGUGCCCAUACCAGUGGCCCCCAAACACGUGGCCCCCAAACAAGCGGCGCCCAAACCAGAAGCACCCGUGGCGGUCAAGGUUGCAGUGCCAUCGAAGCCCCAGGUAAAAGGUAUUGUGCCAAACUCCCCAUGCCCAAUGCUCUCUGAAAUGUCUUUCCAUCCAACUAACCAAUUCAAUUGCCCAGCUCAUAUGGGGGACCACAUCAUCACACUCGAAAAACAGUGCAGGAGACUUGUGGUGCAGGUGGAGGAGACAAGGGAGAAGCUCAACAGUGUCAUCAAAGAGUGGAAGGAAGACGUGGCCGAACUGCUCCUCAAGCUGAAGAAGAUGGAGCAAUCAGUUACCUCAACCAAGGAUUGGACGAUGCAAAAGGUGAUCUUCACGAUGGAAAGCCUUUUCCUCUUUGGAAAUGGCAUCCAUGCAGUGCUCCUAGAGUUGGUGACGAAAAUGACCGAUCUUCUGGAGGAGAUGGGCACACUGGUAUUGGUGGAAAGCGACGACUCAGUGGGGAAGGUGAAGGAGUUGUUGGAGCAUGCCAAACCCAACUCCACGUUCACUGGCACAGCACAUGGGACUGACAUGGCACCCACCAUCGCUCCAUCAACUCCAGCACCUGCUUUGAAUGCACCCUCGCGGCUACAAUCACCCAUCGCAGCGAAACAGCAAUCAGUGGUGGCCACUGCCACUGCUGGAGUUGCACCCGCUGCCCCUUCAAGUCCCACAGCGCCCAACACCAAAGGAGUAGAACUCGCGCCAGUUGAGGUUGGCCCAGGUUCUCCACUUACCGCCAUUGGAUCUCACCCCACUUCCCCACAAAGUGGAGAUGAACAAAACACAUCUACUGGACGCAAAAGGAAGGCUGAUGAAGAGGUUGACACGGACAUCACCAGGAAGAAACCGGCCAGCAAUCGGAAGAAGGGCCCACUGAGUGCACCUCAGCGCAGACAACCUGUGCAUGGUAAGGCUCCUGAUAGCGUCAAUCCAGUGACAGCAGGCCAGUCGAGCAAACCAGACACCAUCAUUGAGGAAGACUUGUAG
Messenger RNA from Laccaria bicolor S238N-H82, 1872 nucleotides. RefSeq lists its product as uncharacterized. NCBI's taxonomy places the organism in Eukaryota, Fungi, Basidiomycota, Agaricomycetes, Agaricales, Hydnangiaceae. The transcript has 6 exons. Bases 1 to 1872 code for a protein of 623 amino acids. The record is from RefSeq and is a predicted model, not a curated record.